AUGUCUAUCCUCGUGGUCGGAGAGCAGAUUGACGCAGCUGCGGGCUUUGCCUCGCCAGCCGGUGCAAUCGCAAUCGUCAGGAAUGUAGCCCUAGGAAUCUACGACUCAGUCCAGGACCCCAAGUAUACUAUAGUCGACAUGCUUGGGAUGCUAGUCGGCGUUGGCUUGAUUGCCAAAGUCUCACGAGAUAAACCCGGUAUUGCUGCCAUUGCAAAUAUCCGUAGGAGUAUGAGUGCAGAUGACAUGUCCGGGCUUGGGAACAUCUUGAAAGCCAACCACGAUAAGCUGCAGGGCAUCCUCAAAUUGUGCAGGAUAUGA
Messenger RNA from Recurvomyces mirabilis, 318 nucleotides. RefSeq names its product Glucan endo-1,3-alpha-glucosidase agn1 (gene agn1). The record is from RefSeq and is a predicted model, not a curated record. The transcript is spliced from 2 exons. Lineage: Eukaryota; Fungi; Ascomycota; Dothideomycetes; Mycosphaerellales; Teratosphaeriaceae. Bases 1 to 318 code for a protein of 105 amino acids.